CGCGCAAUUUAACCGCCAUUGCUGUCAUUUCUUCAGCUGUUUUUGUUUAAUUCUUGGGUUCCAGAAAGCAUUAUUAACACGUAUUUUGUGACAACUAAGAAUGGCAGUUCCGAUGAAUUUUUUGGCGUUUAAUCGGCAUGCUUGAAUGGCCGGAAGACAGUUCAUCAAGUAGACAGUCUUUUAGCAGUGACGAGGAGACUGACGAGGGAGAGCAUAUAGAUCAUGAUUAUAAUCUUCCACAAAGACAUAAACACAUUAAUAAAGGUCGUUGGUCAAGAGAAGAGGACGACUUACUGCGGAGAGUAGUAGAGUUACAGAAUCACAAUAAUACAGAUUGGAAGAAAGUUGCACAAUAUUUUCGUGAUAGAAUUGAUAUACAGUGUCAGCAUCGUUGGUUUAAAGUUCUGAAUCCUGAACUUAUUAAAGGACCUUGGACAAAAGAGGAGGACGAAAAGGUGAUUAAACUUGUCAAGGAACUAGGACCAAAACGUUGGACAGUGAUUUCACGUCAUUUGAAAGGUCGAACUGGUAAACAGUGUAGAGAAAGGUGGCAUAAUCAUCUAAACCCAGACAUCAACAAGUCAGCUUGGAGAGAAGACGAAGAUAACCUGAUAUAUGCCUUGCAUAGAGAGCUAGGCAAUAGGUGGGCAGAGAUUGCUAAAUACUUGCCUGGCAGAACAGACAAUGCUAUAAAGAACCAUUGGAAUUCUACUAUGAAAAGAAAAUAUGAAGAAGAUUUAGAGAAGAGACCAGUUUUAUAUACCUACCCAUAUACACCCAGUAGUGUGAUUAAUAUGCAGGGAAUUCAUCCAGUUAAAUUGUUUCCAAAUCAACAUAACACAGAGGCAGUAGUUACUGUUCAAAAUUACGAUUCAAAGAGUGCAGGACUGAGUGGAUUAUCGUCAAUAGAAUUUGUACAAGGAACAACACAGCAGACUAGAUACUCAGCAAAAUUUACCUCUCUUCAUUCUAAAGAGUAUAGAUUUAAUGGUAAAGCUAUUCAGAAGUUAAGAAGUCCUGGUUGUCUUAUACCAAUCAGUUCCCCAGCUGUAUCUAGAUUUACUAGUCCACCAGCUAUUCUUAGGAAGAGGAAAAGAAAGCUGAUCCAGUCUUGUCCAGUUAACUCAUCUACCGAUUCAGACAAUUGGCAGAAAAGUAAACAUGGAACCAAUAAAAAACCAAUAAAGGAUGACAUAGAGAACCAGUGUCCAGAUUUAUCUACUGAAACCCAAGUGGAAUUGAAAAAGGAACCAGUCACUCCAACUGGUACUCCAAUUAAAAACUUACCAUUUUCACCAUCACAAUUUUUAAACAGUCCAGAAGUACAUUUUGGGAAACUGACAUCAACUCCUGUCUGUAACAAUCCUAAUUUAGCUACGCCAACACCAAAUACAUCACUCAAUACACCAAUUACCAAGCUAUCUGACAGGUCAACAUUAAAUACUCCAUGUAUUAGAAGAACCAUUUUAGAUGCCACACCUAGGACACCAACUCCAUUCAAGACAGCAUUGGCAGAGAUUGAAAAGAAAUCUAAAGUCUUGCAAGAUGUUAGUCCAGGUCAGAUUGAGAAAGAUAUUGAUGAGAUGAUGAAAGAAGAUACAGGCUAUGAUGCUGAUAUGUCAACUAUGACAAUGUAUGUCACACCAAGGGAAAGGAAACAAAAGGGUGCUGCUAAGAAGGCAAGACAGUCAUUGGCUAAGAAAUGGUCAGCAUCUGACAUGAACUUCUCAGAGUCUAUGAUCAUGUCUCCAGAAACACCAAGUAAAUCUUUACUUGGUGAUACCAGUAUUUUAUUCUCGCCACCGUCCAUUAUCAAGGAUACCCUAGCAGAGGAAGUCAUGGAUGAAGUAUUCAAUCAGCAAAAAGAUAGUGAGAAGAAGGAAGUAAAGAGGUUUAAAUCUAGUAAAAGAAUAACAUUCCAGGAAAAUGAAGUGAAAGAUACAAAACAAGUUGCAAAGCUUGAUGCAGCCUAUGAACGUAUUGCUUGUGGUAAAACAGAGGACCAGUUGUUGAUGACAGAGUUGGCAAGACAGAUAUUUAAAUCCAUUAAACGACCUGCAAAUAGACGGACUUCGUGAUAGUAUAUGUGUUCAAUGUUAGACUUCUGUAAAGUUGUGAAAUCUUCUUAUAUGUUCAUAUCAAUGACAACAGUGUUUAUGCCUUUAAUUAUUCAUGAGACUGACAAUAGACAGCUUUAAAUGAAUUAGAUAUAAACAACUAUUGUGAAAAAAAGUAAUUCUGGAUAUUCACUCUGUAUAUAUAAAGUAUAUAUUUACACAUAGAAUUAGUGCUCAACAACUGAUAUAACAUAGAAGGCUUUUUCGUGUGUACUAAAUCAUUUACUGUGAGAAUAAUUUCAGCUGUAUUCUGUAAAACUCCAAUUACAUGAAUAAUGGUCUACUGUUACAUGGUAUAAAAUUGCAUUAGUUAAUCUAGCAAAUUAGACAGUCUUAGGGAAUUACGGUAAUGAAUGCAUUAAUUUCUGAAUUUAUUAUAUGAAAAUAAGUUUUUGUCAAAAAUAUUUUUGAAAUAACUUUUGCUAGACAUAUUAAGCAAGCAGAUAGCAGAAUAAGACGUUGUGUAUAGUUACAGAAUUUGAAAUCCUAUUCCUACUUGAUAUGGUACUUUGUAUUUUAGUAACAUAACAUUGUUCCACUUUUUAUAGCUUGAUUAAUUGUGAUUUUUUCUAAGUCAUUUAUAGAGUGUUGUGUUGAUACAAAGAGUGUUCCAUUUUGUUAAAUGUAGAUAGAGACUGGUCUCUAAUUGAUGAAUGGCUUGAUUUUAUGUAGGGCUAAAUGAGGAUAUUUUUUUUUUAAAUAAAUGAAAACUUUUUCUGUAACUGUAAGAGUAUAUGAUUGUCACAUUAAGAAUAUCAGAAAAUGUAUUUUUUCUAUAGAUGAAAGUUCGUAUUAUUUUAUUUAGUAUUUUAGUGUGUAUAGAAGGAUGCAUGUAAAUUGACACACCUUCAGAACAAAAUCAAAAUAUUUUUUUUUUUUUUUAUUAAUACCGUUUUGAUUUCACAUUCCAAUCAAUGAGAUAUCGUAACAUUCUUUUUAUUUCUGAAAAUAAAUUAACAGUGAAGUAAUAUCAGACUACAGGAUAUUUUAAAGUACAACUUAAAACCAAGUACAAUUUAAAAAGUAUAAUUAGUAUUGCCUUCCAACUGUGGAACACCAAUGUUAGAUAACAGAGCCUUGUUAAUGUUUAUAUUGUUAUAGUAGAGUAGUAUAAUUAAUUUAUUACUGCAGUAUGUAUGCCUGAGAAAUGGCAGUCUUUUUUUUAAGUCUUGUUGGUAACAUUUUGCGCAUUUUCAUUUUAAACCUUGUAAUACAUUAAAUAUUUGAAAAUGGAUAAACA
This is a messenger RNA of Mytilus californianus (California mussel), 3357 nucleotides long. RefSeq names its product transcriptional activator Myb-like. The transcript has 15 exons. Gene Ontology annotation, molecular function: DNA-binding transcription factor activity, RNA polymerase II-specific; RNA polymerase II cis-regulatory region sequence-specific DNA binding. Gene Ontology annotation, cellular component: nucleus. The record is from RefSeq and is a predicted model, not a curated record. Lineage: Eukaryota; Metazoa; Mollusca; Bivalvia; Mytilida; Mytilidae. Gene Ontology annotation, biological process: regulation of DNA-templated transcription. The coding region runs from base 138 to 2078 and encodes 646 amino acids.